This is a messenger RNA of Ornithodoros turicata, 7707 nucleotides long. RefSeq names its product histone acetyltransferase KAT6A-like. Gene Ontology annotation, biological process: positive regulation of transcription by RNA polymerase II; nucleosome assembly; negative regulation of DNA-templated transcription. The record is from RefSeq and is a predicted model, not a curated record. Gene Ontology annotation, molecular function: DNA binding; transcription coregulator activity; histone acetyltransferase activity. NCBI's taxonomy places the organism in Eukaryota, Metazoa, Arthropoda, Arachnida, Ixodida, Argasidae. Gene Ontology annotation, cellular component: nucleosome; chromatin; MOZ/MORF histone acetyltransferase complex. The transcript has 20 exons. The coding region runs from base 271 to 5724 and encodes 1817 amino acids.
GGAACCAUCUCUGGCCUCGUUCUGAUUCCUCAUCAGCCAUAUUUACAGCGAAGAGUGUUUUAAAGUGAAAGUUUUGACUGUGAUACUCCGUGCAGAGUUUGUUUUCGGCAAAGUUUCCGCCAGUUGAACAGCUUUCUGUCGCUGUCAAAGUGAAGAUGGAGUUCGGAUAGUGGUGCUGCUGCUCCGUUGUGAAUGCUUGGCGAGACCAUGUGUGUGUUUGUGCGUGCGUGUGGCGGUUGCAGUGAUUGGUGAUCAAGACUAGUGACACUCAUGAGGGACACCUCAGAGUUGAGUGGCCCGGCGGGGCGAGACGGCAGGCAGCCGAACCUGACCCAAGUCAGGUGGCUGCUGGAUGCGAUACGCAAGAUAAAGUCGCAGAAACAGCGGCCUUCGCGUGAACGUGUGUGCCAUGCUGUCGUUCAGACCCACAAGAUUGCGAGGGAAGUUGCGGAGAAGCAACUGGACUUGGCCGUCUCCCAUGGGUUCAUAUUCAAGGCAAUGCACAAGGGUCAGUGUUCGUACAAGGAUGCGGACACCUUGAAGCAAGCGUUGAAGAGGAAGCCAGGCAACAACAAGGCGCGGGAGAAUGGCACCGACCUGGCAGACGCCGUCGUGGAGGCUGUGCGUGCCCUCAGGGAGAAGAGUGGCUCAACCCUCCGCUCAAUGGAAAAGUAUAUCCAGGAGAGUGGCAGUGGCCACAGCGGGGACGAUCUGGAGGUGCAGCUGCGUGCGGCAACCAAGAAAGCCAUAGCCGCAGGCAGAAUAAUCCGCUGUGGCCGUUUCUAUCGUCUGCCCGCCCGUAAAGCCGCGGAGGAUGCAGACGACGAAGAUGAGAACAGCGAUGCCCACGUGAAAGACGGCAGCGGAGAGUUGAGUGCCUGCAGAGCCAGUUCCCCUUCCUAUCCCAAGAGGAGAUCCGCUGCCCACGUGAGGUGCAAUGUUUGCCAUGGAUCCGCAAGCAGCAACAGAAGCGGUGUUCCUGAGGAAAUCCUAAAUUGUUUUACCUGCGGAUAUUGUGCCCAUCCUUCAUGUUUGAAGUACUCCAGAGAUCUAGCCGUCAUUGUUCUGAAUUCGAAGUGGCAGUGCUCACAGUGCAAGACCUGCUCUGUAUGUGAUAGCAAAAGCGAAGACGAACAUUUACUACAAUGCGAUUCGUGUGAUUGUCAGUUUCAUGGACAUUGUCUGAAACCACCUAUCACAAGAACGCCGAAAGGUCCCUGGAAGUGUCCAUCGUGUUCCACUCGCAAGUUGAAAAAUAUGAAGUUUGUAAAUAACCUUGCCUCUAAAAUAAAGCAACGAAGCAGAAAAUUCACCAACCACAUGCUGAGGAAACAACAGAUUUCUGCUGCCAGAAAUAAUCGUGUGGCAACCAGCUCAACAAGGAGAAGGCGAGGCGGGCUUUCAUCGGAAUCGUCUCUGUCUCAGUCCGUUGAUGACUGUUCCACAAUCGAAAAUGGGCAUGUUAAAGAGGCUCCUGCUGAACUUCCACCAGCUGUUACAGACAAAGACCUGAAGAUUUUCAAAAAGGCCCAAGACAUAGCUGUGAAAACUACUGGCCAGGAGCUCAUUGUACCUGACCAUCAGACACGGUGUCCAGCAGCUAUAGAAUUUGGCCAGUACGAAAUUCAAACCUGGUAUUCCUCACCCUACCCUCAAGAAUAUGCAAGGCUUCCUAAGCUAUUUUUGUGUGAGUUCUGCCUCAAGUACAUGAAGAGUCACAGUAUCCUCAUGAGGCAUUUGAAAAAGUGCACCUGGGCCCACCCACCAGCGACGGAAAUUUAUCGGAAAAAUGAGGUCUCCGUGUUUGAGGUUGAUGGCAAUGUAAAUAAAAUCUACUGCCAGAACCUCUGCCUGCUAGCCAAACUGUUCUUGGAUCAUAAGACCCUCUACUACGAUGUUGAACCAUUUCUCUUUUAUGUGCUUACAAAGAAUGAUUCUAAAGGCUGCCACUUGGUUGGGUACUUCUCCAAGGAAAAGCACUGUCAGCAGCGGUAUAACGUUUCAUGCAUAAUGACGAUGCCACAGUACCAGAGGCAAGGCUUUGGAAGGUUUCUGAUUGACUUCAGCUAUUUGCUGUCCAGGAAAGAAGGCCUUGCAGGAACACCCGAAAAGCCUCUCUCGGAUCUUGGGCGUAUUAGUUACAUGUCUUAUUGGAAGAGCAUCAUUUUAGAGUUCUUGAGUAGUUACGAAAGUGAUCAAAUAUCUAUACAAAGCUUGUCAGAGUCAACUGGUCUGAAUAUCCAUGACAUUGCCACAACUUUGCAGCACUUAAAUAUGAUGAAGAAAGAGACGAACGAGAAAAAUAGGAUACAAAUUUGCAUCAGUAAGUCGAUGUUGAGCGAUCACAUGACUAAGGUUCGAUCGGGAAAAGAGAAAAGGAUUAUCCUGGACCAGGAAUGCUUGAGAUGGACGCCGCUCGUAACCCAGCCCCAGUUCAGAGAUGAGGAACACGAGGUAAAGCAUGAUGAAGAGGAAAAUGAAGGUCCCGCGCGGAAGAAACAGCGAAGGGUCCUGUCUCCGGUAGCCGCCAGUACUGCGCAGCGCCAGAGCCCCAAGGAUGAAGAACAACGGGUGAAGAAACCGGGACGCCGCGGUCGAAAGCGGAGACACCCUCGCCCUGUCGCGGCCACCAGGGAGCUGAGGAGUUCGGCUGCCACGCAAGACAGUGUUGCGUGCAGCCAGGCUGAUGGGGAGGAGUCAGCCGUGAAGGAAUUGCCGCCGAAACGAAGGCUUCGGAAAGCGUCGGAGGCCCCCAAGCCAACUGUUGCGGAGGAGGCCGAGGAAAAGGCACGAGAGGAGGAGGAGCUUCCGCGCAAGUUGCGGAGCAAAGAGGCGCUCACACCGGCAGUCGCGUCUCAGGUAGAAGCCGAUGGAUCUCAAGAUAACACCGUGCCGCACGUGAAGAGCAGUGCUCCUCAGCACCAUGGCAUGGUGCUUCCUCCAAAGAAGUCCAGGAGAGGGGUGAAGCUGAUCGGAAUGGAUGUGAGUGACCAGACGCAACCCGUCGAAGCAACACCAGAUGACUCCGCGUCAACAAACCGGGACAAAGCGACGCCUGCUCCUCAGUCCACUGGCCCUGUAAUGCGCAGAAGAAGCAGCAGAGCCGCUGAGCCACCAGCAGUGCUGAGACCUCGACGGAUAAGAAGCACUGAGGUGAGCAAGGUGGAAGAAGAACCUGCUCCGCCUUUACUGGACCAUGUUGAGGCAUCGCAAGGAGAGGCAGAGAAACAGAGCGUGGAUGCCACAGCGGUUGAGGAUGCUGAGAGUGCGGCACCUCCUGUCUUGGAAAGCUUCAAGGAAACGAACAGCGUAGCUUCCCCCCAGUCAAAGAGAAGUUGGAAGCGAACCAAGAAGUUUCAGCGUAGGGGACGUCCUCCAAAGAAACAGUUCAUCCAUGCUGAUUCACCAAAGGUAGCCGAUGUUACAAGUUCAGAGAGCAGUGACUACUCCAAGAAGGACGUGGAGGCUCAGGACAACAGCACUGAAAAUGCGUCCGAGUCGAAAGAGCAGCCUAAGCGUGCUGAGGAUCCUGAACCGACAAAAAAGGACGCGCCUGCGGCUGAGACGUCGGCAAAAGAUGUAGAACCAAAUCCCGUAGGCGAAGAUGAGGAGGAGGAGAAGCAAGUCACAGACACAGCAGAUCAACAGGUCCCCGAGGAAGCAGCGCAGAAACCUCCAGAGUUGGAAACCUCCGCUGAGCCUGAGAGUUCUGAGAACCUACAGGCCAGCGGUGUUGAAGAGGAGGAUGUGGAACCUGCUGAGACAGCGCACGGUGUCGAAGAAUGCAAGCAGGUUGAGAGUGAGUCCAACCACGAUGAGCACCGUAGCGUCACUUCUUCCGCGCAAGACGAGGAGAGCGAAGAGACCAGGGAGAGUUCAAGCCAGCACGUUGAUUCUCAUCCGCGCCAGCAGGUUGAAGAGAGCCCGUCGUGUUCGAGAACGUUGGAGCUGCAGAAGGCCAGGAGCGAGCAGCAGCGGCAAGAGCAGGGCGACGUUCGGUGCCACGACCUCCCGACCCCCAGCGUGAUCGUGUCCAACGAGUGUCUCGGGAACAGUGCCUCGGUCGUCAGCACCAGCAGCCAGGAGAGCCAGGACAUUGUGGUGGACAACAACCCAUCCCCGGCGGUGCAGCUCCCGUUGACCCCCAUAACGCCCCAGACCCCCGGGUCAAACCCACCGUCCCACGGCACCUGCCUCUCGAACCAGUCGAUCUCGAGUUGCGGAGUCGAGGAAGGGUCGCACACCAGCGCGCACGACAUCAUGGUGGGUCACAGCCCAGCAGGGAUGAUGGGCUGCAGCCCGCACGACUUGACCGUAGACACUGCUGCCUCGAACCUGAAGAAUUCCGCGGAGGCGCCAGCCGUGCGGUAUCAAGAGCCGAUGAGAGAAACCGUCGUGGCACGCGCCAGGGAGUGCGACCGUUCCCGUCACGACACCAUGCGAUCUCGCAUGCCCGUUAUCAGCAAGUCCGACGUUGGCUGCAUGGGUGUGUACACUCCGGACUCUUCCUCGACGAGCAGUAUACUUUCGAGCAGUGGCUACGCCGGGAUGGACAUGGAUGUGAAUCAGCUGAGGCUCGAAUCUCCCGCGUCGCUUAGUGGGGACGGACCUGUGGGCCCCAUGGAGCACCUCAGCAGCCCGUACUCGGACUGCGCGCACAUGCAGCAGCAGCAGCAGCGGCCCCCGCAGGCACACCCCUCAUCCCAUGCCCAUCACAGACAACAGCUGCAGCAGCAGCAGCAAAGCUAUUGCCGUGCACUGCACCAGUCACAGGCCACAACUUCGCUGUCACAAGGAGCUUUCGCAGCGGCACAGGCAGCCGUGGCGCAGGCUCAGGCGCAAGCUUCCUGUCCAGGGCCUGCGACAGCAAGUCAGACCAGUCAUCCGGGCCACGUGGGCCAUGCGAGUCAUGUGAGUCACACGAGUCACAGCCCCCACACGAGUCACAGCCCCCACACGAGCCACAGCCCCCACACGAGCCACAGCCCCCACACGAGCCACAGCCCCCACACGAGCCAUAGCCCGCAUGCGAGCCAUGUCUCUCAUGCGAGCCACAGCAGCCCCUCGAGUCACACGUCUCACGCACCCCAUGCGAGUCAUGCCAAUCAUGCCAUGAUGCAGGGCAUGGUGCUGAUGCCACCGGCCAGCAGCUACAUGAGCAUAUCUGGAAGCGGGCCUCCGUCGUACGUGAUGGGCAGUGUAAUGGGCAUGGUGCAGCCGGGAGGAAGUGCGUCGCAACGUUCCUUCCAGGGGCCUCACAACUAUCCGUACGGAGCGUCCAACGCAUCGUGCAGUCUCGCCAAGCUGCAGCAGCUGACUAACGGGAUCAUGGACAUAGCCCCGGGCGGCCCGGGACAGAGUGCAGUGGCCGCAGCAGCUGCCGCAGCCUGUGCCAUGACUCCCCCGGCUGCACCUUCUCCGCGAUCAGCGCACCAGUACGGUGGAAAGUAUGCGGCUGCUGCAGCUGCCGCUGCAGCGGGCCACAGGUACCACCAGAGGUCUUCAAUCAAUCCCAACCUUAUGGCCGGGUACCAGUCGCUGAACGGGUACCGCCAGGGUGGCCCGCCGCCGUCUGCUUACCUGCAGCAGGGACCGUCGAUGCAAAUGAUGAACAUGCAGCCACAAUAUCAGGAACAGCCGCCACCUCAGAACCCAAUGUAUGCAUACGGCUAUCUCAGUGGAGGCCUGCCGCCUCAGACACUCAACUCGAUGAUGCGCAGGUAAUGAAUUUUCCAGGGCAGCUUGUAAAUACGUAGCUCGGAAGAAAUAUACCUCCUUUUCCCCCCGAGACGUUCGAGAGGGUUCGACAACUGGAAUGUAAAUACAGCGUAGGUACGGCGAAGAACUUUCUUCCGUUAGCUGAGCGUUGUCCUUCGUGUCAGUUCUGGACCUAAAAACACUGUGAAAUAUUUUAGCGUGUCCUUUUUGUCAUCCUUUUCUCUUUCUUUUUUUUUUCCUUUUAAACCUACUUGCAGGCAGAAGUGCUCGAAGUGAUUGUCGUGUAUCUGCAUGUACAGGGAAUGUGAUAUUGUGUUGCUGGUCACAGGAUCUUAAGAAAUUGUGUGUAUAGUAGAACUGUGUAACCCUCAUUGACAUGGACACCAGGAUGUGGUCUUUGGGACUUGUUAGAUGAUGACUUCCCGAUCGUUCGGACGGGCUACGUAAAGGCAAAGGCAGGUCUCCGCCGCGGAUGAGCUCUGUGUGCUUUACAAUUGCAUUGCUGCAGCUGGUUAUCAUUCUACGUAGAUUGUAUCAAAAUUAUUGCGUAAUCUUUGUUAGGUUGUGUGCUGCGCUGCAUAUAAUGUUUUGGGACUAGCGAAGCCAAAAAUUGCGCUUUCGUUCCCCAGUGGGGAUCCUGUACUCAGUAGCGGAGGGAGUCAUUGGGUGUAAAUAGUAGUCAUGUCACGUUUUGUACAGGUAUAGUAGGUAAGCAGACCCCCGUUUUAAGUGCAUAGUACAGUUUUACUUUUUUUUUUUUUGCACCACUUGUACCAACUUUUACUGAUUGGAGAGACAAGAAAAGUGAAAUCCAGUACAAGUUUCGUGAAAGUAGUGAACGCUCCAGUUUGCAUCUGCCUUCCAGUGUCAGGUCUAGUCCUUGAGGUCUUUGUCGCACCUUAUUAUGAUGCCGAUGAAAUUCCAAACUUAAAUUGCUUAUGCAUGUGUAUGAGGGGGAACAUCCUGUAAAUUUCCUGCAUUAAUCUUUAUUUCCUUUUUGUUCAGCUAUGUAUGUUGUUACAUACAUCUACGGUGAAAUAAAUAAAGGGUAUUUUAGAUCUUGUAAUGUAUCUUACAUAGUCUAAUUACAUAAUUGAACUACCUUGGAAGUCUCUCGUAAGUGCCUUAUUCUAUCUAGACGAGACAAUUCCUUCUUUUGCGCGGUAAAGUUAUCGAAAGUCGCGAGCUACAAAAUAUUCCUUAUGAGAUGCUGAAAGUCACGGGCAAUGAACAGGGAGAGCUGUUACAUGAAAAUUAUGAAGAUGUAGGUGACUGAAAAUAGAAAUAUAAAGCUCUUGUGCGUAUAUCCAUUCGUCUGCUGAAAUAGUGAAGGGGUACCCUUUCUUGUAUGCAAGUUGACCGCUCUGGCAUUUAUAGUAACGUGGGGUUGUAUUCCUAUGUGUACCGGCGUUGCAGCCCUGUGCUUGACUUGUUCAGUAAAUAGUUUAGAAGCCGCUGUAUUCGGUGUACUACUUCAUAGCAUGCUCCGCAGUGUAAAAGAGAGAGAGAGAGGGUUAUUGCGUGAGAGUUUCUUUUGGGAAAGACUUUGUUUGUGCUGAUGAGAGACCCUGACAACUCAAACGUUGUAAUUUAUUUAUUUGACUGAAAGUAUACGCAUGUAAGCUGUUUGUAUCCACCUAAUGUUUAUGUGGAGUACCAUGAUAUAUAAUUGUUAAUAGAGGUAUAAUUUAACACUGAGUAUUUUGGCCUGCAUUUUCUUUAUUUUUUUUUUAAGAUUGUAUAUUUUGUAUCAUUUUUGUACGUAGGUAAUAGUUCAAGUUUCGACGUAGCAACGAUGCUAAAUAUGCAUUACACAUCAUUGAACAAGCAUUUGCAAUGGCCUUGGUCCAAACUUUGGUUACAGAUCUGUUGCAAGAUUUCUAGCAGUUGUAUAUUUUAAAGUACAUGUUGCCCUCAUAUUUCAUACCAGGCUUGCUGUAACAACAGCUACAAUCUAAGUGGAAUAAAGGUAAACUUUUUUCAUUGACA